AUGAAAACUGAAGCUUACAAACUCACGGCGACAGAAGUCAUCGCCAAAAUCCGAGAUGGCAAACUGUCAGUGGAAGCGUAUGCGGAGUCAUUACUAGCACGUAUCAAAGAGCGUGAUCCGGUUGUUAAAGGAUGGGUUUACCUCAAUCCUGAUCAAGUACUCUCUGAAGCUAGAAGGCUUGAUCAAAUCCCCAAGGAGAGCCGUGGGCCACUUCAUGGUGUCGCAGUGGGAGUCAAGGAUGUCAUCUACACGAAAGAUAUGCCUACUCAGUUCAACUCUCCCAUAUACGAGGGCGAUGCUCCUCAAGUCGAUGCAGCCAGUAUUAUUAUCCUGCGCAAGGCUGGUGCACUGAUUCUUGGUAAAACGACCACGACAGAGUUUGCAGCUACCACCCAAGGACCAGCUACCACAAACCCACACGAUAGUUCUCGUACGCCUGGAGGCUCCUCAUCAGGAUCGGGGGCAGUGGUUGGCGACUUCCAAGUUCCCAUCGCUCUUGGCACACAGACUGGAGGAAGUAUUAUUCGCCCGGCUUCUUUCAACGGCAUCUACGGUUUCAAGCCAACUUGGAACUCCAUCUCGAGGGAGGGCCAGAAGAUAUUCUCAAUCAUCAACGAUACUCUGGGUUUUUAUGCCCGCAGCGUGGCUGAUUUGUACCUACUCGCCGACGUCUUUGCUCUGGAGGAUGAUCAACUUCCGAACCAACCCGUUUUGCUUAAGGGACUUAAGAUAGGUAUCUGCAAGACAAUGGUAUGGCCCCAAGCAGGCUACGGUCUCGUAAAUGCGAUGAUCAAAGCUAUUGAGCUCCUUCGCUCGAACGGUGCCACGGUGACCGAAAUUGAGUUUCCAGAGCAUCUGCAAGAUUUGCCGGAGUGGUACUCCACCAUCCUCAGCUCUGACGGAAGAACGGCAUUUUUACCCGAAUACAGGCUUGAUAAGAGUCUUAUCUCCGACAAGCUUGUAGGUCACGUCGAGAACCACAAGAAGAUCUCUAGAGCUGCGCAGCUCAAAGCUUUCGACAACGUUGCUGCGGCGAGACCUGUGGUGGAUGAAAUGCUCAGCCAGUAUGAUGCUGUAUUGACACCUAGCGUACCGGAUGAAGCGCCCGAAGGUAUAGAAUCUACUGGAAGCGCAGCAUUUUGUCAGAUAUGGACUGUCCUACACAAUCCAGUAAUUAACCUUCCCGGAUUUAGGGGGUACAAUGGGUUGCCCAUCGGACUAUCACUCGUUGCACCUAGAUACCAUGACAGAAAGCUUCUUGCAGAUGAUAAGGGCAAAGCAGGAGAGGGCUUACAGAGUCCCAACCCAUGGUCCUCUCAAGUACCCGAAGCCGUUAUUCAGUUACUCAGUUACUCCAGCAAUAUGGGAGUUCUAAAACUCUUAAAACCACCAUAUUCUGUUUUACUGUAUCACCAAUUAUUGUGA
Messenger RNA from Fusarium graminearum PH-1, 1425 nucleotides. RefSeq lists its product as uncharacterized. Lineage: Eukaryota; Fungi; Ascomycota; Sordariomycetes; Hypocreales; Nectriaceae. The transcript is spliced from 4 exons. The coding region runs from base 1 to 1425 and encodes 474 amino acids. The record is from RefSeq and is a predicted model, not a curated record.